This is a messenger RNA of Telopea speciosissima, 2473 nucleotides long. Its product is annotated as probable acyl-activating enzyme 16, chloroplastic. Gene Ontology annotation, biological process: fatty acid elongation. The transcript has 19 exons. NCBI's taxonomy places the organism in Eukaryota, Viridiplantae, Streptophyta, Magnoliopsida, Proteales, Proteaceae. The record is from RefSeq and is a predicted model, not a curated record. Gene Ontology annotation, cellular component: chloroplast. Gene Ontology annotation, molecular function: long-chain fatty acid [acyl-carrier-protein] ligase activity. Bases 44 to 2287 code for a protein of 747 amino acids.
AUAUUUGUCUAUUUGAUUCUCCUUUUCGUUUUCUGAGAACAGUAUGAGCUGUCUCUUCUCUGUUUCUACCUCUUUGAAUCGAAUGACGAGUGUCUCUCUUCAUUCAAAUCUCAUCUCGAGCUCUUUUGACCAUGGACCUGGACUUGGACCAGAAUUCGCAUUUCUACUCCCUCUUCGUUGUCUCGGCAGUGCGAAAUUCUCGUACAGAAGAUGCGUUGGAGGCCGUUUCUUUCGUUUGGCUCGGAGACCUACCAUAAAAUGCGAAUUCAAAACCUUGUCAGAAGAGCAGCAAGUCAGGAGGUGCUCCCCUCUUUUAGAGAGUGUGUUACUUCCAAGUGAUAACAUCCCGGACUCUGGAGAUUGGAAGGCAGUUCCAGAUAUUUGGAAGUCUUCAGCAGAAAAAUAUGGCGAUCGGAUAGCACUGGUGGAUCCAUAUCAUGACCCUCCUUCAGAGUUGACUUACAAGCAGCUCGAGCAGCAGAUUUUAGAAUUUUCUGAAGGUCUUAGAGUUGUUGGGUUGAAACCAGAUGAAAAGCUUGCCCUUUUUGCAGACAAUUCAUGCAGGUGGCUUGUUGCUGAUCAAGGAAUCAUGGCCACUGGAGCAAUUAAUGUGGUAAGAGGUACAAGAUCAUCUAAUGAAGAGCUAUUGCACAUAUACAAUCACUCUGAAAGUGUUGCUCUUGUUGUGGACAAUCCAGAUUUCUUCAACAGGAUUGCAGAAACAUUCAUUUCCAGGGCAUCUAUAAAAUUUAUCAUCCUUCUCUGGGGUGAGAAAUCAGGCAUAACUUCUAAAGUAACAGAGGACAUUGCUGUUUUUAGCUUCAAGGAGACCAUAGAAUUGGGACGAGAAAGCCAUCAAAAGUUGAUCAACUCUCAUAAAGAGGAAGGUCUAAACUGCAUUUACGAAGCAAUCAACUCUGAUGAUAUUGCUACACUUGUUUAUACAAGUGGAACAACUGGCAAUCCGAAAGGAGUUAUGCUUACGCAUCAAAAUCUACUGCAUCAGAUAAGGAACUUUUGGGACAUGGUACCUGCAGUACCUGGGGAUAGGUUCUUAAGCAUGCUUCCAUCUUGGCAUGCUUAUGAACGAGCUGCUGAAUAUUUUAUAUUUACUUGCGGGGUUGAGCAAGUAUACACAUCUGUGCAAAAUUUGAAGGAAGAUUUGAAGCAUUAUCAACCACAUUACCUUAUUGCUGUUCCUCUAGUAUACGAGACACUUUACAGAGGAAUCCAGAAACAAAUUUCUGCAAGCUCUACUGCUCGAAAGCUUGUCGCACUUACAUUCAUCAAGAUCAGUCUGGAAUACAUGGAGUUCAAGAGGAUUUGUGAGGGAAAGUUCCUAGCAAGAAAUCCGAAUCAACCUCCAUUUCUUGUUAUGUUUGAGUGGUUGUUAGCAAGAAUUAUUUGUGCAAUCUUGUGGCCGUUGCAUAUUUUGGGGUCGAAACUUGUAUACUCCAAAAUUCUUUCAGCAAUUGGAAUAUCAAAGGCUGGUAUAAGUGGUGGUGGCAGUCUACCAUUAUAUGUUGACAGGUUUUUCGAGGCAAUUGGCGUGCAAUUGCAGAAUGGGUAUGGUCUAACAGAGGCUUCUCCUGUUGUUGCUGCUCGAAGACCUGCAUGCAAUGUUCUUGGUUCGGUUGGGCACCCACUUCGAGAUACAGAGGUCAAAGUUGUAGAUUCUGAAACUGAUGAAAUUCUACCUUCUGGUUCAAAGGGCAUCAUUAAGGUUAGAGGGCCGCAGGUGAUGAAGGGUUAUUUUAAGAAUCCAUCUGCUACAAAACAAGUCCUAGACAAGGAUGGCUGGCUAAAUACUGGUGAUAUUGGUUGGAUUUCUCCCAAUCAUUCAAGAGGACGAAGUUGUCGUUGUGGGGGGGUGAUUGUUCUUGAAGGACGUGCGAAGGAUACUAUAGUUCUUACAACAGGUGAAAAUGUCGAACCAUCAGAAAUUGAGGAAGCAGCUUUGCAGAGUAAUCUAAUUCAACAGAUUGUUAUUAUUGGCCAGGAUCAACGACGCCUGGGAGCUAUAAUUGUUCCAAAUAAAGAAGAGAUAGCGAAGAAGUUGUCUAUUUUAGAUGCUGAUUCUUCUGAAUUCAGUAAAGAGAAAAUGACCAACCUUUUACGUACGGAGCUACAGACCUGGACUUCAGAGUGCUCAUUUCACAUUGGACCAAUUCUGAUAGCAGAUGCGCCUUUUAUGAUUGAUGGUGGCUUAAUGACCCCUACGAUGAAAAUAAGGAGAGACAAAGUUAUCGCUAAAUACAGUGAUCAAAUUGCUGAACUUUACAAGUAGGAUUUUGUCAACAAAUUAUUCAUUGAAGCUAAGGUUCAUCAACUUCUUCAUCGAGGUUCCAGCUUUCACUAUAGCCAGCACGUCAGGGGCUUACUCGUUUCAGCAUCAUGCUCAUGAUGUUUAUUUCAUUGUUUCAUGGGCAAAUUUGUAUCAUUAAGCAUUGAGGUUACUUCUUUUUGUUAUUGA